Molecule: messenger RNA, 1635 nt
Organism: Magnolia sinica
Lineage: Eukaryota; Viridiplantae; Streptophyta; Magnoliopsida; Magnoliales; Magnoliaceae
Product: putative pentatricopeptide repeat-containing protein At5g59200, chloroplastic
Exons: 1
Coding region: 24-1604 (526 amino acids)
Biological process (GO): RNA modification
Molecular function (GO): RNA binding; protein binding
Source: RefSeq, a predicted model, not a curated record
AAAUUUGAAUUUAUUCCCGUGUCAUGUUCGGCAGCAACAGUCGAGGAAGUCUUAGAGUGUUGGAGAAAUGCAAGAACCUGAAACAGCUGAAGCAAACCCAUGCACAGAUAAUCACAGCAGGCCUUGCUAAUGACGGCUUCGCCCUUAGCAGGCUCGUCGCCUUCUGCUCAGACCCAAACCAUGGGAGCCUAAGCCACGCACGCCUCCUCUUCUACCGUCUCAAUCGACCAUCCCUCUGCAUCCGUAACACCAUGAUCAAAGCCCUCUCACUCCAUAAUCAAUUCACCGAGUCCAUCCAAGUCUACGCCGGAAUGCUGCGAGAGGAUCAAUUCCCCGACCACUAUACCCUUCCUUACGUGCUGAAAUCCUGCGCCAUCUUGCAAGCCAGCGAGAUCGGUGAACAGAUCCAUGCCCAUGCUUUGAAAUUCGGAUUCAGGUGUGACGUCUUUGUUUCCAAUUCUCUGAUCAAAAUGUAUUUUUGCUGCGAUGAUAUUGAGAAUGCAAGGAAGGUGUUUGAUGAUAUGCCUUACAGAGAUGAAGUUUCUUGGACAGUCAUAAUCUCGGGCUAUUCGAAGGUGGGCGAUGUGGAGAUUGCACGUUUCUUGUUCGAUGAAGCCCCUCUGAAAGAUAGAGGAAUAUGGGGUGCCAUGAUUUCUGGGUACGUGCAGAAUAAUUGCUUCAAGGAGGGAUUGCGGAUGUUUCGGUUGAUGCAGUUGGAAAAUUUGCAUGGUGAUGAGGGUGUUCUGGUGAGUGUUCUUUCUGCUUGUGCUCAGUUAGGAGCUUUGGAUCUUGGGAUUUGGGUACAUAGAUACUUGUGUCGGACGCAGUUGUCAUUGGGUGUUCGGUUAGGUACUGCUCUUAUGGAUAUGUACCUAAAAUGUGGGAGUUUGGAUUUAGCUAAGAGGGUGUUUGAUGAAAUUCUGGAGAAAGAUGUUGUCUGCUGGAAUGUGAUGAUUUCUGGUUUGGCAACACAUGGGGAUGCAGAGGGUGCAUUUAAGCUGCUUUCGGGAAUGAAGGAGGAUGGAUUCAGCCCUGAUGGUGUCACAUUCAUUGCCAUUUUUACAGCUUGUAGUCACUCCGGCAUGGUGAAUGAAGGGUUGCAGGAGUUUAACCGAAUGAGUGCUGUGUAUGGGGUUGAGCCCAAAGGAGAGCAUUAUGGGUGCGUGGUUGACUUGCUUGGUCGAGCUGGUCUAUUUGAAGAGGCAAUGAAAAUCAUUGAAAGAAUACCUGUAUCAAGUAGUCCCUCAGAACAAGCAGUUGCUUGGCGGGCAUUGCUAAGUGCUUCUUGGAACCAUGGAGAAAUAAGAUUGGCAGAGGUUGCGGCUGAACAUCUCUUACAAUUGGAACAACACACUGGUACCUACGUACUACUAUCAAAUGUAUAUGCGGCUGCUGGAAAAUAUGGUGAUGCCAGAAAAGUACGAAAGAUGAUGGAGGACCGAGGACUCGAGAAAAAACCAGGUUGCAGCUUGAUUGACGUUAAUGGAUCUGUACAUGAGUUUAUUGCAGGAGAGAAAACACAUCCUCAGAUGGAAGAUGUAUUUAGCCUAUUGGAGAAGAUGAAUGAGCAGUUGGAAUCUGCAUGUACAAACUAUACUCAUUAGAAGUUGGAGAGGAACACUACUUUUAAUUACA